AUGCAGGUAGAGCGUGUAGAAGACAAAGAAAACAUGCAAAUUGAAUCAGGCCCAAUACCUAUACAAAGACUAAAGGAUUUCGGGAUUAACCAAUCUGACAUAACAAAACUACAAGAUGCAGGCUUUCAAACUAUAGAGUCAAUUGCCUUUUCAACGCGAAAAGUACUUUUAGCAGUGAAAGGCAUUUCUGAAGCAAAAGCUGACAAAAUCAGUGAAGCAGCCAGAAAGCUAUACCCAAUGGGUUUCAUUUCCGCUUCAGACCAAUAUGAGAUCCGUAAAAACCUAAUUUAUAUCACAACAGGCAGUACAGAACUCGACAAAUUGUUAGGCGGGGGCUUGGAAACUGGUGCGCUAACUGAACUUUUUGGUGAAUUUCGCACAGGAAAAACCCAAAUAUGCCACACUCUUGCAGUGACUUCGCAAUUGCCAACUUCUAACGGAGGGGCUGCUGGCAAAGUUAUGUACAUUGACACAGAAGGGACUUUUCGUCCUGACCGUAUAGAAUCAAUUGCAAAGCGGUUUGGGCUUGACCCUCAAACCACAUUAGAUAAUAUAGGCUAUGCCCGCGCUUUUAAUUCUGAUCAUCAAUUGCAAUUGCUUAUUCAAGCAGCAGCUAUAAUGGCUGAAAGUCAUUAUGCGUUGUUAAUUGUUGAUUCAGCUACUGCACUAUAUAGAACUGAUUACACAGGAAGAGGAGAGCUUGCGGCAAGGCAAAAUCAUCUUGGGAGGUUUUUAAGGAAUCUGCAAAGGCUGGCUGACGAAUUUGGGAUUGCGGUUUUAAUCACAAAUCAAGUCGUAGCACAGGUGGAUGGAGGAGCGAUGUUUCAAGCGGACUCCAAAAAGCCUAUUGGUGGACAUAUUAUGGCGCAUGCAUCAACUGUCAGGCUUUCCUUGAGAAAAGGGAGAGGGGAUAGAGUAGAAUAGACUACUCAGAAUUUUAACAUGAUACUCUCUAUUCAGCAGGGAGCAAUAUCAAAACCUUCCUUUUAACUCCCAGUUGAUGACGUCGCAGGCUUAACUCCUGCGCAUGCUCCAUUUCGUAAACCUUUCCUCCCUGCGCGAUUUUAUAAUUAUGGGAGAGGUGAUAGCAGGGUCAUGAAAGUGUACGAUUCACCGAAUUUGCCUGAAGCUGAAGCAACGUAUAUGAUUACUGAAGGUGGUAUUGCGGAUUACAUUCAAAUUAGCAUUAAGUUAUUAUUGAGAAGCUCCUGAUAGUGCCUGAGGUGCGCAUCUCCACCUUGCUUCGCUGAGCCGCUUGCCGCCAUCCCGCUAGGGAGUUAACAUAUCUCCAUCUGAGGAUCUCGUCUAACUAAGAGUAAAUUGAGUUGGGGUCGCCGUGGGAGAAAAAUUAAAAAAAUGGAAUUUCUGUCUAACUUUCGGCAAAAGUGAAAAACUUGCAGCCUAGGAUGUGGCUUCUGGCUUCACGCUAGAGAGUUGCCUAUAGGCAUAUAAAGCUUUGCUGAGCUUCCCUUUUUCAACUCCAAGUCACACUUUCCCUCGAUGUAAAAUCCAGCUUGAAAGCGGACUAAUUCUAGGCCCUAAAUGGAUUAGGACUAGCUACCUAGCAUAGCUGUCUAUUUCUGGGUUGGAAAAAUCUUGCCGUAAAUAAUUAAAAUAUGCAUUGGAAGCUGCAUGGUCGGGAGGCCAUACCGGGCUCCAUAUUUUAAUUGGGAUUGCUGAUUACACUGAAUAA
Blepharisma stoltei is the source of this 1693-nucleotide messenger RNA. The record is from the annotation of a GenBank genome assembly. NCBI's taxonomy places the organism in Eukaryota, Ciliophora, Heterotrichea, Heterotrichida, Blepharismidae.